AUGGUGUGUCCCCAGACACACCACAGAACAGAGUUUCACAGUGUUGAAGUCCCUGAAACCAUCACUGUCACAGACUGCUGUGAAGGAUAUGAGCAAGUUGGACUCUACUGCUCUCUAGCACUCAAUAGAUCCAGUGUAUUUGCCUCAAGACCUGGUAUUUGUCCAGUGAAGGAUAUGGAAACAUUUGAUUAUCCUUGCACGUUCGAUACUGAAUGUCCAGGGCUGAAAAAAUGCUGCAGCUCAUCCAAAGGAGCAGGCUGUGUGGAUCCCAUGCCAGAGGGGAGGAUGUUCUGGUACAACGUGACAGUGCUUGUGAAAAUGGAUUUUAAUGAAUUGAUCCGGGUGGAUUCCCACCUUCUGAAUCAUUCCCGCCUUUUGCACUCCGUGAUCACUGGCGCAUUGCAGCCCCUGAAUGCCUCUGUGCACCACAUCCAGAGUGACCGUGGGGACAUCUACGCUGGGACAGUGGCCUCCCAGCUUCUCCUGGGCAUGCACCAUCCAGCUCCUCUGGCAGAGGUUUCCUCCUCCCUGCAGGCCAUGGUGAAGCGCGUGUAUGAAGUGAUUGACACACAAGUGCAAGAUGUCAAUGAGUGCUCCUAUGCUGAAUUCAAUGCUUGCCCUGAGAAAAGCAGCUGUGUAAACCUGGAGGGUUAUUACAGCUGCCACCCCCAGCAUGGACUUGCCACUGUCAUCCCUCACUGGCUGAGCCCAAAGAAGGAAGGCAUUGUAGCAUCUACUCCAAGUUCAGUAAAUGCUGUUAACACUGGUAGUAGCUCUCCUUCUCUAAGGAAAUCACAUCUCUUGCCCAUAACCAACCAAUCUACAGAUGCUGGGUGCUAUCCCUCUGCAGUUACAAACCAUCGGAUCCUCAGCGUUACCAGCAACAGCUUUGGAAUGUCCUGGCUUGUCAGUUCCACUCUGAACCACACUUUCCAAGUCCGGGUGGCCAAGGGCAAUGAAACUGUGCAAGACCUGAAGACAGAGGAAACGCAGAUGGAUGUGUCCCACCUGGAAGCAGGUGUGAUGUAUUCAGUAGAGAUCAGCUAUGAAACUUGUGGAAAAACCAUUAUCUCCCGUCAGAAUGUUAAAACAGAGGCCAAGAUAUUUGAUGUUACUAUGAGGAUUCUCAACUACAACUUCACUGAUGAUUUCCAUAAUGCCAGCAGCUCAGCAUAUGAGGCAUUUUCAAGGCUGUUGCUUACAGAGCUUGAAAAUUCAUUCCCACCCAACAUUUCUGCCUUGUACAAAUCUGGGAAGCUCAAAGUGCAGAUUGAAUCCCUGGCAGCAGGAAGCAUCAUUGUGAGGCUCAGAAUCACCGUGCAGGAUCCUGAGUUUCCAGUGGAUGCCUCCACAUUUGCCCCAGUGCUUUCCUACCUGCACAAUGGCUCUGUGCUUGUGGUGGACCAGCAAAACACUGCAGUAGAAGACUGGGAUGAAUGUGCUUCCCAAGAGAAUGACUGCUCUGUGUUUGCAGAGUGCAUCAAUUUGAUGGGCUCCUACAUGUGCAGGUGCAAGACAACCAUGGAUACCAAUCCAUCCCGACCUGGAAGAAACUGUGAGGGUGAGAUUGUGGAUCCUCUUACUGAAACUGUGUCUCCUGAAAUAAGAACCCGCACGGACUUGGCUCCUGAAGAAGGCAGAAGCCCUGCAGGGAACACUGGCAUUGCCACCCCCAGAGCAGAUGGAGAGAACAGCUCUUGGUCUGAGGGACACUCUGGAGCCUUGGGGACACCAGCUUGGCCAGGCACCUCUCCAGCCCCCAGCCUGCACCACACCUUCCAGAAACUUAGUGGCACAGUUUGGAUAACAAACAUGGAAUACUCUCCAGGCUUUAGCAAUAACAGCAGUGAGGAAAAUCAAACCUUUGCACAGCUCUUUGUUGAUGAAAUGCAGAAAUCUCUGCCCCUUGAGGUGCUCCAGCAGAUGGAUGCUGGUCUGAUUAAAGUGCUGGUCACGGGUGUUACUAAUGGAAGCAGAGUGGUAAGUUUCAAUUUGCUGCUUGCAGAAGAAGUGGAUGUGCACCAUGUCAUCACCACUUUUUGCGAGGCUUUGGAAAACAGCUCCUACUUCACCAUGGACAGGAGCAGCCUCUCCACACACGCACUUCCCUUCAGCCAGAAGGCAACAGUGACAGAUAAGAAACCUGUGAACAGCACAGUUUUACCUGUGACAUCUCUGCAAACUUCAGCUCAUGUCUCCACCCCUGCUUCUCUGGACUUUUCUCCUGCUGAGCACAAAGCUCUGGAGGACACCAUGUUCUCCAGCACAGUGCUGAGUCCUCUCACCACAGAUCCUAUGGCAACUCCAGAUGUUUCUCCUCGAGCAUCUCCAGCCCCCCUGGUCAAACCUGCCCAAGAGGUUUCCCUUAAAGACGCUGUGAGUGUGUUCUGUGAGGCUGAGAGGAUUGUCCUUGCCAUCCAGAAGAGAUUCUUGCAGCAGGAGUCUAUCCCAGAGUGCUCCCUGUUCCUGGGGGAGCCUGGCUGCAAUGUGAGCACCAGCAAUGGCACCCACGUUGUGCUGCAGGCGGGCUGGAGCGACUGUGGCACCCAGGUUGAGACUAACAUGACUACUACUGUGGUGAGAACCACCCUUCGGAAUGAUGCUUCUGCUCAGGGAAUAAUCCACCACCUGAACGUUGCCAGUCCCAUCCACUGUGUGUUUCAAAACCAUGUCUUGACUUCCUCUGGGUACACUGCAGAAGGACUUUACACCAUCUUUGAGGAUUUGCAUGGAUCUGGACACUUCAGAACAGAAAUGCAGUUGUUCAUUGGAAACUCCCCAGUCCCCAGAAAUUUCAGCGUCUCUGCCAGUGAGGAUGUGCUGAUCGAAGUGGGGAUGCAGAGGGCAGACAGCCAGCUCAAGGUGGUUCUCACUGACUGCUGGGCCACUCCAACCAAUAAUUCAAUGGAUCCCCUGGCAUUUGUUUUUAUCAGCAACAGCUGUCCCAUCCCAAACACUUACACCACGCUGCUGGAAAAUGGGAAUUCAAGCAAAGCUCAGUUUAAGAUGAAAAUUUUUUCCUUUGUCAACAACUCUGUGGUUUACUUGCACUGCAGAAUUCGUAUUUGUAUGGAGUCACCAGGAAGCACCUGCAGGACUAGGUGCCAUGCAAGGGCUCGGCUCCUGAAGGCUGGAGAAACCAUCGCCCUGCACAGAACAUCCUGGGGACCCCUGUGUAAAUCAGCUGCAUCUGAUUCCAAGAGAGAGAAGGAGGCUGGAAUGGGAAUUGGAUACAUCAUCCUCAUCACCCUUGCUGUGUUUGGUUUUGUGCUGGGAGUUGUGACCCUUCUCAUUUUCCAGUACCAGCGAAAGACAGGAAGAUACAACCUCAGGGUCAAGUCUGACAACUUCAGCUACCAAGUGUUCUAUGAUUAGUGACUCACAGGUUACCACAUUGGGAUCAUGUCUCAUCACAUAGAAAACUGAAGUUUGUCUUCACUCAAUAUUUGCUUUCCUUGCUCUACACAUCACUGAGUCUUUCAAAUCAAUGUAAUGUAUAAAAAGCUUCUAUACCCCCU
This is a messenger RNA of Passer montanus (Eurasian tree sparrow), 3518 nucleotides long. It is a transcript of the gene UMODL1, whose product is annotated as uromodulin like 1. Bases 1 to 3375 code for a protein of 1124 amino acids. The transcript is spliced from 21 exons. Gene Ontology annotation, molecular function: calcium ion binding; peptidase inhibitor activity; protein binding. Gene Ontology annotation, cellular component: extracellular region; cell surface. The record is from RefSeq and is a predicted model, not a curated record. NCBI's taxonomy places the organism in Eukaryota, Metazoa, Chordata, Aves, Passeriformes, Passeridae.